AUGUUCCAAGUUGGUGGUAUUGGGCCAAUUUUAGAAUCUCGAUUGGCCAAUAGUCCCUUCCUUGCGGGUGAGAAGUACACCAUUGCCGAUAUCAUGAAUUUCACGUGGGUGAGACGAGCUUCGAUUAUUUUGAAUGUUGAUCUCGCGUAUUGGCCAGCCGUCGAAAAAUGGGUGGCUCUCAUUGAAAAACGAGAUGCGGUAAAGAAAGGGUUAGGCAAUGUCAAUAUUCCAUUUUAG
This is a messenger RNA of Penicillium odoratum, 237 nucleotides long. Its product is annotated as glutathione S-transferase. The record is from RefSeq and is a predicted model, not a curated record. Lineage: Eukaryota; Fungi; Ascomycota; Eurotiomycetes; Eurotiales; Aspergillaceae. Bases 1 to 237 code for a protein of 78 amino acids. The transcript is spliced from 2 exons.